This is a messenger RNA of Orbicella faveolata, 3673 nucleotides long. RefSeq lists its product as uncharacterized. Lineage: Eukaryota; Metazoa; Cnidaria; Anthozoa; Scleractinia; Merulinidae. The record is from RefSeq and is a predicted model, not a curated record.
GAAAGUAUGAUGUCACGGAAACAAAUAUAGAUCUGGGACAAAGCCCUGCAUUUGCUCUGCCUCGAAUAAGCAGCAACCAAGCGGUCGACAUCUUAAAGCAUUCUCUUUUACUCAUGGAUCGCGAAGCGUGCCUCGACUUUCAGCGUAUACAAGUCACAGAAGAUGAGAGUCUUGAUACUUACAACAACAUAAUGGCGCAGUUACAGCUUGAUCGUCGUUUACCAGAAGGAAGGAGGACCUACGAGCGAUUGCUCGAGGACCUGGGAUUGCAGCCUGCACCAGAAGAUCAAGAAGAUAGAGUAUGCAAGCAGUUUGUGUUUCAAGGACAGUGUUUGGUUCUUGGAGAGUCUGGGGUUGGAAAAACAAGUCUGGUGAAGUCGCUCACCGGAAAACCUUUCGAUCGCGAGCAACCCAAAACGCAAGGAAUUGAUCAAAGUUUUGUGAAUGAGACGUGGCAAAACUUGAAGCUAACGGAUCUUAUGUUUGGAAACUUCAGUCAAUUCUUUCAAAACGUCUUUGUUCAGUUAACUGUCUUUGGAAAAGCUGGCAAUGUAAUUGUUCAAGAGUCCACGACUUUUCGGGGUAACGAUCCCCUAGCGGAGACUAGGGCAAAUUGGAAGCGUGUAUUGCUAUCUGCUCUACUAUGCUGUCUAGUCAUGGAUACUACUCUGAAUCCAGGAAUAAUUCUUUCAGUUGCGGUUUUUCUGCCAUUGCUCAGUUUUUUGGGGGAAUGGUGUAUUUUUCACUCGGAACCCAUAAGACUAAUAGCAAUCGCAUGGAGUUUCUUUGUCAACUAUCGUGGCUUGUUAAUGGGUAUAUUUAUUUCUGUUCUGUCUGAAGCCUAUCUCUUUAAAAGAAUGCCUGCAUAUAGUUUUAGCAAGUAUUUACUUCUCUCUGCCCUAUUAGGUUUCCUGUUCUUCUAUCUUUGCAAAGAGUCAAGAUUGUUUCAGCAGUCGUUUGCGAUCGUCAGGAAGUGUCGCCAUCCGGGACAACUAAAAUUUAAGAACCAACGACCUGUAGAAAUCAUCUUCAUUGGCCGUUUCGUGAUAACUGUUAUUAUAGGCUUCACGUUCACUUGCUUUAUAAUAUUGGUGAUACAUAAUCCGAAUAGGACUAAGUCAAUAAGUUACAUACCAUUGGUGGUCAUCUGUCAUUUACUUAUGUUACUUCAAUCAGUGCCAAGGAUUGUAAAAUCUAUACCUGGGUGGCGUUACAAAGUAAUAUUCAUUUUUGCGACCAUUUGCCUUUAUUUUGUUGGAGGUUUGCUACCUCUAGAUGUGACCAGAAUUAUAACAUUCCUUGUAUUUUGCUGUGAUACAGUCCACAAAGAAUGCUUUUGCAUUACAUCUGCAGCAGCCACUAUUGGUAAUGACCACCAAGGUUCAACUAAUUUCACUGCAGUUUGUAUAGAGAAAGCAGCACUGAAUCAAAGUCGUUUACGAGAUUCUCUGAAUGAAAAGUUCUCUUACCCUAGUCUGAAGAUCCUUGAUUUUGCUGGAGAUAAAGAGUAUCAUGCCUACCAUCAUAUGUUCCUUAGGAGCCAGGCCAUUUAUGCCAUUGUAUUCAACAUGGCUGAGUUUGCAGAAAAUAGCUUCAAAGACAUACAUGCAAAAAUCAAGACACUCCAUCUGUGGUUUGAAUCUGUCUGUAGCCAUGUGCCACUCAAAACUCCAAUCCUCCUUGUUGGAACACAUAGAGGAAACAUUGACAAAAUUGUGAUGGAGGAGACAAAUGACUAUCUGAAGAGAGACCUUUGGCAUCUCUACUGUGAUGAAAUUAUCGAGAAUGAUGUGGACAAGUUAAUCUUCUUUCCGGUUGAAAACUCCCAAGGUCAAAAUGACCCUGGAGUUCAAAGUCUGCAAAAGAAAAUCAUGGCAGUUGCAGAGGAACGCAGGGGAACUAUAGGUCGCAACAUAUCUCUAUCAUGGAUCCAAAUUCAGGACGAGAUUAUUAGUCUAAGAGAAAACAAGAAUGCCAAGUUCUGUGUGACGCUUGAAGAGUUUCCAACAGCAUUUGGAACUUUUAUUUGCACCAACUGGUCUGAAGAAACCUUGAAGUACUUCCAUGAAAAAGGACUGGUAAUAUACCUUGACAAAGAUCCAGAGUUGUCCAGGUGGGUUCUUCUCAAGCCUGAGAUACUGGUUGAUAUCAUCAUCAAGCUUGUCAUGCCACCCCCACAAAUGAUCAAGGAAAGAGGCUUCAGACGUGACUGGAAAUGUCUGCAAGAAGAAGGAAAGCUGACUAAAUCACUGCUGACAAGAAUCAUCUCUACUGCAGAGCAAGAAACUGAAGCCCUGACUGGAUUCCUCGAGGAAUAUGAUUUGAUCUGCCCUUUAUCAAACAGGAGGGUGGAAAUGUGUAACCAAGAUGAUGAUCAAAACCAGCCAACUCACUUUGUUCCAUCCCUGCUACCAAUGCCUACAGAUGGCUGCAUGCCACCAAUAUGGCAAGAUGAUAACACAGAUAAGAAGUUCUAUGUGUUUUUUAAGAGGUUUCUUCCAGAACCCCUGUUCCAUCGCCUACUAUCUCGUGCCCACAAGAACAGCAUGCUUGAAUAUCCAAAUGGCCAACCUGUUCUGUAUAGAGAUGCUGCCAUGUUCUGGAUGAGGCCGUCGCAAGACUACAAGCAAGCAUACAGACUGAGGAUUUUGAAGGAAGAAGGAAUGAUUGAAGUGACAAUAAGCUCCAGCAAGUAUGGAAUGAAACCAUCAGACGUGCUGACGCAAGUGUUUUCAAUGGUCGAUGGCAUUCACAAAAGAGAUUUUCCCUUUGUUAAAUUCCAUUGUGGACCUGCAUGUAUCUCACCUGAGUGCCCUGGCUACCAAGACUACUACAAGCCACAUCGUGUGGCUCAAGGUAACAGACGUCACAUAUAUGAUGUUAUGCCUGGACGCCUAAGAGAUAAGAUGGCGUCUUUGGACUGCGUAAACCACAGCUUUGAAGAUGAGUUAAAGGAGUGGGUGCCACCCAGCUCAAUAUCCUGACUUUUUAAAGCUGAAAAAAUGUCACAUUAGGUUGACCCUGCAAGAACCACAACAACAAAAAGUGGAUAAGCCUAAAACUUUUCAAAGGACAUCAGAUGCAUUUAACAAAUUUCUUUGCAGUAUUUCUUGAAGCUCAAUCACAAAUACAUUUUUAAGUAUGUUUAAAUGUUUAUGUUUAUAAAUGUUUAUAAAUGCCUAAUAAGCUUUUUGUUAGCUCUCAGAUGUGUCAUAUUGGUAUCAGUCUCUGAAAUGAUAAAUAUAUAUAUGUUCACUUAUCUUUAUCAGUGUUACUUAUCUUCACAAAUAUCCCUUUUUCUUGAGACAAAAUGAAUGCACUGUCAGUUUCAGACAAAUUUUCCAUGUAAGCAUAUCAGCGACUUUGCAAAAACAUGCCCGUUAGGUUUUUUCAGGCAAAGCUUGAACUCAGGCCUAGCCAGCCACUCUAAACUAGGGGAAGCUCCGUCAAGGCAAGGCUGGGGACAUGGCCCAGGCACCGGCCUAUCUGCUGGUGGUUUGCUGGUGGCCAGCUGUCAAAAGCAGGGGGAAGGGGAGGGUGUCUUUUACUGACACCUUCACUUAGCUAGACUUUGAGAUUUAAGCACUGAAAUGACCUAGAUACUGACUGUGUUGCUGGGCACUUUGCUUAAAACUCAAAACAACACAAAACCCUCAAACCUUGUUUGACAAUA